GUGAAGAGGUGAGGCUUAUGGCACAAGGAAGUGGAGCUGUAACAUGAAAUUUAGAAGCUUGAAAUUAACGCAGCAGGAGAAAAGUGUGAAGUUGUGAGUAAACAUGAACUUAGUGGUGUUUUUCCUCGUGGUUGUGGGUUUGAGUCCCGCCGCGGAGGCGCUGGAUAACGGCCUGGCGCUGAAACCCACCAUGGGCUGGCUGCACUGGGAGAGGUUCAUGUGUAACACCGAUUGUGACCACGACCCCGAUAACUGCAUCAGCGAGCGUCUGUACAUGCAGAUGGCAGAUGUGAUGGUGAAGGAGGGCUGGAAAGAGGCUGGAUACGAGUACGUCUGCAUCGAUGACUGCUGGCCCUCCCUGCAGCGUGACACCCAGGGCCGCCUGCAGGCAGACCCCAAUAGAUUCCCAGGGGGGAUCAAGAAACUGGCCGACUAUGUCCAUUCUAAAGGUCUGAAGCUGGGUAUUUAUGCAGAUGUUGGGAAAACCACUUGUGCUGGGUACCCUGGUAGUCAGGGUUCCUAUGAGGUGGAUGCUCAGACUUUUGCUGACUGGGAUGUGGAUCUGCUCAAGUUUGAUGGCUGCUUUAUGGAUUGGAAAUUGCUGGGAGAAGGCUACAUCAAUAUGUCAAAAGCACUGAACAAAACCGGGAAGAGCAUCCUGUACUCUUGUGAGUGGCCUUUGUACGAGUGGCCUUUCCACCAGCCAAACUACACUGCCAUUAGGGAGACGUGUAACCACUGGCGUAACUUCGAUGAUGUGUUUGACUCGUGGAAUUCGAUCAAGUCCAUCUUGGACUGGACAGCUCUUCACCAGGACAUCAUUGUCCCUUCGGCUGGGCCCGGGGGAUGGAAUGACCCAGAUAUGCUCGUAAUCGGGAACUUUGGCCUAAGUCAUGACCAGGAGGAGUCCCAGAUGGCAUUGUGGGCAAUCAUGGCAGCCCCUCUGCUCAUGUCCAAUGAUCUCCGGAACAUUUGUCCUCGUUCCAAGGCGCUGCUGCUGAACAAACACAUCAUAGAAAUCAGCCAGGAUUCACUGGGCAAACAGGGAUCUCGCACUGCCAAGACAAAUAGUUUUGAGGUGUGGGAGAGGCCUCUGUCUAAAGGCCGCCUGGCUGUCGCUGUCCUUAACAAGCAGGAAAUAGGUGGACCACGAGGGUUUCCAAUCAGUGGCAUUCCUGGCUGGAAGAUCUGUGACCCACAGUGUACCGUGACCCAGAUCCUGCCAGAGUACAAGGAGAUGGGUGUUCAAACCAAGCAGAGCAACAUAGUCUUAUCUGUGAACCCUUCAGGAACUGCUCUGGUGACCAUCACCCCCAUCGCUGGUGACCUCAGACGGCUUCACAAGUUGCUCUGGGAGAAGUUAUCUGUCAGACGAAUUUACACCAAAUCUUUGUAGUAUUCAGGUUCCCCUCAGAUUAAAACGUAGCGAUUCCAUCUGAUCGAAUGUGCUUCUUAAAUUGGGUGUUUGACAUCUUAAAUGGAAUAUAAUUUAUUGGGGUUUUUCAGUCUCACUGAAAGACUUAUUCCCUUGCUUUUACUGCCUAGCUAUUUAAUCUAGGUUUAUUUACACUGUUCUUUUCCCGAUUUUAUUGACUUCUCUUGUCUGGUUCUUUGUGCUAUGCUCUAGCUGUUUUAUUCUUAUAUAUUAUUCGUUUAACCUUAUGUUUUUACCCCUGUACAGCACUUUGGUCAGCUCACAUGCUGUUUUUAAAUGUGCUUUAUCAAAUAAAUGGAAUGGAAUAAUUUA
Nothobranchius furzeri (turquoise killifish) is the source of this 1747-nucleotide messenger RNA. RefSeq names its product galactosidase, alpha (gene gla). Gene Ontology annotation, molecular function: alpha-galactosidase activity. Gene Ontology annotation, biological process: oligosaccharide metabolic process; glycoside catabolic process. NCBI's taxonomy places the organism in Eukaryota, Metazoa, Chordata, Actinopteri, Cyprinodontiformes, Nothobranchiidae. Gene Ontology annotation, cellular component: cytoplasm. The record is from RefSeq and is a predicted model, not a curated record.